AUGAAGGUGACGGUGUGCAUCGGCCUCAUCCUCGCCAUCCUGAUGCCCGCCUGCCUGUGCCGACCCGCGGCCGAGGCACCGGGGGCUGCGGGGGACCCCCACCGGCUCCCCAACAGCCUGGUCCGGCGGGACUGGCCCGACUCCCUGUCCCAGGAGCAGAAACACCUCAUCUCCCGGUUCCUGCCCCACGUCUUCACAGAGCUGAGAGACCCCAAGGGCUCCGUGCCCAGGGACGAGGGGAUGGAUGCCCUGCACGACCACUACUACCCCGACUGGAUGGACUUUGGCCGCCGCAGCGCUGAGGACUCAGUCGAUGCCCCGUAG
This is a messenger RNA of Calidris pugnax (ruff), 324 nucleotides long. Its product is annotated as gastrin/cholecystokinin-like peptide. The coding region runs from base 1 to 324 and encodes 107 amino acids. The transcript has 2 exons. NCBI's taxonomy places the organism in Eukaryota, Metazoa, Chordata, Aves, Charadriiformes, Scolopacidae. Gene Ontology annotation, molecular function: hormone activity. The record is from RefSeq and is a predicted model, not a curated record. Gene Ontology annotation, cellular component: extracellular region.